Molecule: messenger RNA, 2124 nt
Organism: Epinephelus fuscoguttatus (brown-marbled grouper)
Lineage: Eukaryota; Metazoa; Chordata; Actinopteri; Perciformes; Serranidae
Exons: 10
Coding region: 1-1968 (655 amino acids)
Molecular function (GO): protein binding
Source: RefSeq, a predicted model, not a curated record
AUGCUUUCAGCGUGUAAUCCCUCGGUGCGUCACGUGAUCAGUCCAGGCGUUAAAGGAAACACUUGCUGUGCAGAUCUGAAACAUCACGAGAAUCAGCUCUCCACCAAUCACGUCGUCCCUGUCCCCCCGAUACUGGACCACGGCGCCAUCCCUCUCGUCCUCCGCUCACACUCACCUCUCUGCUCUCUGCAGCAGACAUCUUGGUUUUUACCUGCUGACAUCACACUCAGAGUCGUCCUCCAGAGGCGGGCCACCCUGUUGCCCAGGGUAACCAGGUGUAGAGUACAGCAGGCUCUGGAGGCUGUGUCAUCAGAGACUGGUUCAAAUCCAGAAACCACAGCAGAGGAGCCGAGGAUCCCGACACAACAUGUCUGCAGGUCUGGAUUCAGUGAGAUGGAGUCAGAUCAGUCCUGCAACAGAGACACCAGAGCAGCUCCGCCUUCACCUGAGAAACAUCAGCCUGGAAGAAACAUGACAGCUUUACUGAAGAGAAUCAGGAUUCACCCGGAGGCCCAGAGGAUUCUGGGUAACUCCUUCAUACCUGUGGUGACCCUGGAGCGUCUGAACCUCCGGUCUGUGUGGUUAUCAUGUCUGCAGCCUGUGGUCUCUCUGGUGAGACUGCCAUGUCAAACACGAGACAAACUCCAUGACCUCACUUCCUGUGUGGAUCGACCUCAGCAGAACGGAUUCAGUCACCACGAGGACAACACUUCAUCACCUCAGUCUGAUCUCAGCCAAUCAGAGCUCACCUUGACCUCGUGGACCGAACCGAUCUGUCCUGACAGCUCGCCCUCUGAAGAACCAGAGCAGGACUCAGGCUUCGACUGCGACUCGAAUCCAGAUCAGACCUACAUCCUGUUUGACUCUGACGAGUGGGACCCUGUUGGGAAAACUGAGACUUUUUAUCUGGAUCCAGAUCCUGAACAGACCAUGGUGAUCCAGCUGGAUCCAGAACCAGACGCAGACCAAGCGGAUCCACCUCUGCAGCUGGAGGAUGAGAUGAAAUGUGAAGUGGUUCAAAUGGACGACGGUGAAGAUCAGAAACCUGAUCUCUAUAGCUCUCAGGUAGAAGAGGAGGAGGGGGAGUCCCUGCAGAGGCCUGGACCUGGAUCAGAGACUGGGGAGCUGGAGGAUGAAACCAAAUGUGAAGUAGUUCAGAUGGACGAUGGUGAAGAUCAGAAACCUGAUCUCUACAGCUCUCAGGUCAAGCAGGAGGUAGAGAAGGAGGAGGAGGAGGUAGAGGAGGAGUCGUCAUCCCUGCAGAGGCCUGGUCCUGGAUCAGGGACUGAGGAGAUGGAGAGUGAAGAUUUCUGUGCUGUUUGUCUGAACGGAGGAGAUCUGCUCUGCUGCGACCGCUGUCCCAAAGUUUACCACCUGUCCUGUCACAUUCCUCCGCUCAUCAGCUUCCCCCUAGGUGACUGGGCGUGUACGCUGUGCAGAGGUGAUCAGGAGCCUGUGGAGACGUACGACUGUGAGAACAAACCGUCCUGUGGAGGAGUCAAAGCUCCGUACACACUGUCCAAUCAGGACCAGAGGAGGUGUGAGAAGCUGACCAUUCUGCUGUACUGUCACACCCUCAGCGCUCCGUUCCAUGAACCCGUCAGCGUCCUGGCCAGAAAUUACUACCAGAUCAUCAAGAGGCCCAUCGACCUGUCGCUGAUCCGCAGGAAACUGGACAAGAGCAACACGCUGCACUACUUCACCGCUGAGCAGUUUGUUGAUGACGUCCUGCUGAUGUUUAAAAACUGCGCUACCUUCAAUUACCCGGACUCGGAGGUGGCUCAGGCCGGUCGGAGCCUGGAGGUGUUUUUCCUGGACAAACUGAAGGAGAUUUUUCCCGACCGGACGUUCCAGUCGGCGAGCCAGGACCGGACGGACAGAGCUCGCCUCCGCUGGCUCAGCAGGAAGAGGAAGGAGAACUACAGGAAGAGGAGAUUCGUGUUCAAGGGGAAAAAAUAUUACCUGUAACUAACACCUGCAGAGACGCUCUGUAUGUUGAUGCCUUAAAGCUUUUUAAUAGAGUUUAAAGUUUAUUCUGAAAACAGGAGUUUUGUAUGAAGAGAAGGACGUUCAGGGGAACUCAUCAGGUUCAGUCAUUUUUCAUAUUUCAGGUAGAAACUUAUU